AUGACAAUUGUUGACAGGUCCUCCGAAAACUCUGACCACGAGUCAGUUGGUUGCAAGAGAUCCCCCUUCACCAGUGGAGACGGGAUGGACAGCAGCUGUUCUAGCAGCUGGGCGGUGGGCCCCACUUUACCUACUGACUCGCCACGGCUGAAGGGUCCGGGGGGCUGCUUGGGCCCGACGCCUGGCGCUGUUGUCUACAAUAGUACGCCUUCCUCUGUGGACAGACCCAAAGAGCAAGUUUUGUGCAGCGGCGACGGCAUUGACGUGCCACAGAAGGUCCUGUUCUCUCCCGAGCGCCUCAGCCUAAAGUGGAACCAAGUUCACCGCAUAGGUGCCGGCCUCCAGAACAUGGGCAACACUUGUUUCCUCAACUCAGCCCUACAGUGUCUCACCUACACACCGCCAUUUGCUAACUACAUGCUGUCACGGGAGCACUCCAAAACAUGUCACGAGCCGGGCUUCUGUAUGAUGUGCACCAUGCAAAAUCACAUCAUUCAGGUUUUUGCCAACUCUGGGAAUGUUAUUAAACCAAUUGGUGUGCUGAAUGAGCUCAAAAGGAUUGCAAAGCACUUUCGCUAUGGAAGCCAGGAGGACGCCCAUGAAUUUAUUAGGUACACGGUGGAUGCUAUGCAAAAGUCCUGCUUGCCUGGAACCAAAUUGGACAGGCAAACGCAGGCAACCACUUUUAUUCAUCAGGUAUUUGGUGGUUACCUAAGGUCCAGAGUCAAAUGUUUAAACUGCAAAGCAGUCUCGGAUACAUUUGAUCCUUUUCUGGAUAUCACUCUGGAAAUCAAAAUGGCUCCAAGUGUCUCAAAGGCCCUGGAGCAGUUUGUCAAGCCAGAGCAGCUGGAUGGGGAGAAUGCCUACAAGUGCUCCAAGUGCAAAAAAAUGGUCACAGCCUCAAAGAGAUUCACUAUCCAUCGCAACUCCAAUGUACUCACCCUCUCUCUGAAACGCUUUGCCAACUUCAGUGGAGGAAAAAUCACAAAAGAUGUAAAAUAUCUGGAGUAUCUGGAUCUGCGGCCCUUCAUGUCCCAGUCACAAGGAGAGGCCCAGCUCUACGGGUUGUUUGCUGUUCUCGUCCACUCUGGAUUCAGCUGCCAUGCUGGACACUACUUUUGCUAUAUUAAGGCAAGUAAUGGUCAGUGGUUUCAGAUGAAUGACUCCUCUGUGACUGUCAGCGACAUCAGGUCUGUUCUUAACCAGCAGGCUUAUGUCCUUUUCUACAUCAAGUCCAGUGAUGGAAAGAAAGAAGGGGACUAUGGUCACAUGACCCAUAACUCUGCUGUACCUGGUCAGUCGUCUCCUAGACCAGUCGUGAUACCCCGCAUCAACACCGCCGGUCAUCACAACAACGGCGGCUUCAUCGGACCGCAGCUGCCUCCACACAUGAUCAAGAAUUCUCUCCACAUGAACGGGAACGGAUCCCUGAGAGACUGUCCCAAACCCAGCACCAGCAGCACAGUUUCCGGUAAACUGAACCACGGCGCGGCUUCCUCUUCCUCUUCGUCGCCUUCGGUGAUACCAGAGCAGGAGAAGCGCCUGAAGCUCUCCUUCUGCAUCGGCCAAGGCAAACCAAAUCGCCCGGCUUCUUCCUCGUCGUCAGCCAGCAGCUCCUCUGCCUCAUCCUCGUCUAGCGCUUCAGCGUCCUCCGCCCAGUCUACCUCAGAGGCCCGCUUCAUCCCACGACAGCUUAACCACAUCAACGGCACCUCGCGCAGUAACGGGGAGCACCAGGGCGGAGGGAACGGAUUGUCUUUCUUGGUGCCGUACAGUCAAGAGUUGUCAGAGGACUCGGACCAGGAUAACGACGGAUCCUUGGAGAACGGUUGCCCGGUGAAGGGUCGCUUGAACGGAAACAAAAGAGCAAACGAGGACUUUGCUAACGGGGAAUCGGAAGCGCAGCACAAUGGAAACGGUUUGAAUGGAAUUACAACGAGCAUAUCGAAAAGCUACCAAAAUGGACACCAUUAUGGACUUCAAAACGGCAAUGGACAUCAUGACAUCUGCAAUGAGGCAUCCCUGGCUGGUUCUCUUCAUAAAAUCCAACCAUCUACCAGUGAAAGCCAGCUCGUCUCUCCAGACAUGAGGGCUAUACGUGUGUCCGAUCCCCAUCCUCAGCAAACAGCCUCUUCCACCAAUCACAUCAAUUCCACUUCGAGCGAGUCCGCAUCCGUCAGUCCAGCAGCCUCCCACGCCUCGCUAGAUGCCUCCCACAGUGUUGGCGGCGCUUGCGCACCUUUCCCAAAAGUUCCUUUUCACCCCGACAAAGCCAAUGACAUCGCGCUGACCAAUGGUUCGACAGCAAUGGCGUCCGAGAAAGAGCAGCUCCGGACGAGUCCGAGUUCCAGAGGCUAUGAAAGGAGGUCGUCGCGGGAAAGGGGACGUGAUAGGCAGCACUUGUCCGACUGGAGCAGAGACAGAGAUAGAAGAGACUACCGGGACAGAAGUCAGGAACGGGAUGGAAAUCGUUCCAGAAAGGACUACAAAAACUACAAUUACCAUCACCGUUCAUACAGAAAUCCGGAUUAUUACUAUAGGGACUGGGAGAGCGAGCGUCGCUGGGAGCGGCCCUCGCACCACCCCAGGGAGCGGGACCGUGACCGCUGCUCAAACCACUACCACUUCUACCACCACCACCGAUCCAGGGAAGCGCGUGAUUAUGACAGAAGGGGGUACAGCCACCGCCACGAGUCCCAAGGACGGAGACGGAAUCAGGACGGGCGGGAAUUUCGCGACGGUAGGGAAAGGGACUACUACUCCCAUAAAGAAAGUGGUAACGACAGGUCAUUUCUGCUGUCGGAGGACCAAAAUCAUAAAAGGAGUGGUCGCUCGGUGAGCUCUGAAGAACGCCACAGCAAAAAACACAAAAAGGGCAAGAAGAAGUCCAAGGAUAAGGAGCGAAACCGUGAGAGUGGUAGCUCCGAUUCGGACCGAGGCCACGAACUCAAAAAGAAGAAAAAGCGGUGGCACCAGAGCGAGCAGCGCAGUCGCAAAGAACGGCAGGACCGCAAACGGCGUCACUCCAAGGACAAUGAACACGACGAGCAUGGCCGCUCACCUGAGAAACGACGCCGCGUUGACCGUGACGACGUCAGCCCCGACGCCCCUGUGCUCGGGCCGCUUCACAGCCAAUUUAACGGUUAUGCGGGAAACGGUUACAGCCAAGCCAACGGUGUCUCUCAUUGA
This is a messenger RNA of Nerophis lumbriciformis (worm pipefish), 3189 nucleotides long. The record is from RefSeq and is a predicted model, not a curated record. NCBI's taxonomy places the organism in Eukaryota, Metazoa, Chordata, Actinopteri, Syngnathiformes, Syngnathidae.